CAAUCAGCACUCAAGUGCACAAUAAAGACGGACUCAUCCGCAGCAUGGCUGUCAGUAUAUAUUUGAAACUUGGACGAUGCGCUUCCUCUCGUCACGUUGGUUUUUUUUGUUUGUGCAUUUUGUCAAAAAUGUUAUCGUGUGUGAAUUUGAGUGGUUUGAUGAAAUAUGGAAAUAUUUUGGUGCAGUGACGUGACAUGCGUCUUGUUACGCAAGGCGGACUCAUAGAAACUCAACGUUGAUAUCAAAUCAACGAGAUGACGUCGCGACAACCUUUGGGUCGCUGUAAACGUGUUCCCCUGUGACAUGUAAAGAUUAUCUUCAUAACUCUUUAAAAAAACCGGUCAAGUGCGACUCGGACUCGCACAUGAAGGGUUCCGUAUUCCAGGUUAGAUCGCUUGUUCGUGCUGCUGGAGGCGGGCGCGGGUGUGGCCACGCGGCGCGCGGCGGCGCUGCAGCUGGGCGAGGUGCAGCGCGCGCACCCCGAGGAGCUGCACCGCCUGCUCGCGCGGCUCAUGCAGCACCUGCGCGCUACCGCCUGGGAGACCAGGGUUGCCGCCACGCAGGCUGUGGAGGCGAUCUUAUCAAAAGUUCCGGAGUGGCAUCCACCGCCCUUUGCUACCAAAGAGGAGGAAGUAGAGCAAGAUGACAACGGGCGGCUGCGGUGCGAGUCGUUUGAUAUAAAGCAGGUCCUGGAACACGGCGCGCAUCUGAUGGGCUCGGAAGGGCACGAGUAUGACCUCGAGGAAGAAGCACUUGCAGCUAUAGAUAUGAAGGAGCGUUUGGUGAAGCAACGCCAGCAGCUGAACUCUCGGCUGGGGCUGGACGUGGCGGCAUCGCUGGGCAUGGACAUGAGUGCGGUGUACUCCAAUGAUGAUUUGUUACCCCUGAAGGCACCCACCAAAUCCGAAGUUACUAGAAGGCCAGUCCAAGAGUUGAUGUCCAAAGGUCUCAGCUCGCGCGAGAUGAACUUAGCGAAGCGCAAAGCGCGCGCUGCGUUCAGCAAGCAGAAGUCGCGCGACUGCGACGACGCGCCGCCCGCGCCCGCGCCGCUCACGCCGACCACGCCCAGCGCGCCGAUACUGACGCCUCUCGAGCCGGAGAGGAAAAAGAUCAAACUCGAGCCCGCUGAAGAGCUUCCGGACAUCACGUGCGGAGGUUGCGCAGUACCGGGACGCGACGGACAGUGGGGCGAGGGUUCCCGCUGGCCGCUGGACGCGUGGUGCAGCGCGCUGCAAGCGCAACUCGUUAGCGCGGCGUGGGAGGCGCGGCACGGCGCUGCUAGUGCACUGAGGGAGCUGCUGCGAUCACCUUUAGCAGCUUCCGCGGGGCAUCGGGCCGGCAUGACGCCGCAACAGAUGGAGGAUGCACAUCAAGAAUGGUUAGAAGACAUGGCACUGAGGCUGCUGUGUGUACUCGCUUUGGAUAGAUUCGGUGACUUCGUAUCGGAUCAGGUAGUGGCUCCAGUUCGGGAGACGUGUGCGCAGACGCUGGGAGUGACGCUGGCGCAGAUGCGCGCAGCGAGGGUCCGGCUGGUGGCGGAGCGCGUGGCCACGCUCGCGCGCCAGCCGCAGUGGGAGGCGCGGCACGGCGCGCUGCUCGCCUUCAAGUAUUUGCUGGCAGCGAGACAGGAACUAGCAGUAGAAUGCGGAGCCCUAGAAUACUUAAUGGCUGGUCUAGAAGACGGGGCCGAGGACGUAUCAGGGGUUGCAGCAGGAGCCCUAGCGCCUGCUGCGGCGGCCUUAGCAGCGGCCAGACCUGAGCGACUCGCGCGACUGGCGGCGAGGCUGUGGCAACUGUUGCGUGACCAGGACGACCUGGCCACCCCGGCCAAUGCAUACAUGGCACUUUUAGCUUCGUUAAUGGCAUUGCCUGCUGCUGCUACUAAGUUACAUCCCAUCGAUUUGACAGACGUUCUACCGAGACUAUGGCCAUACCUCGACCACUCGGCCAGCUCCGUACGAAAAGCAACUCUACAAACCCUACGCACCCUCACCAGACCGCUCAUUACCUCAGAAAUUAACGGCAAAACGAAUACUAACAAUAACAUAGAAUGUGAAAACAAGUGUAAUUCGAAAGUGAAUUGUAGUGAAAGUGAAAGUGAAGUGAAAAACAGUGAAAAGUGCAACGGUGAAGUGAGUCAGUACCUGAUGUGGACGCCUGAGCUAUUGCAAGAGGCGAUGCGGCAUAUAUACCAAAGGGUGCUUUUUGAGCAUGUUCCUGAAAUACAAGAGAUUGCAGUUCAGGUGUGGCAGAACUUGCUACGUCACGCGUCUCUGGGUACAAUCCUGGUGGCGGCGUGUCCGAUGCUGGCGCUGUGGCUGUGCCUCGCGAUGCAGCCGGCGCGCUUGCCGCUGGACGCGUCGCUGCUGUUGAACCCGCCGCCACCGCCUGAACCAAAGGAGCGACGAACUCGCACCACUUCGGGCCCAAGCAGCACAGAUAGCGAGGCGCGUCCGGGGCAGAAGUGGUACCUCGGCGGCAACGAGUCCCAGCCGGUGGCCUUGAGGGAUGCGGCGGUCACGCGAGCGAGAUGUCUUGCUGCGGAGAUUUUAGGUUAUCUAUCGUGUUAUCUAGUCCAGCCGGCACCCGGCAUUGAAUACAAAGCAGAAGACGAAAGUCCUAUCGAUUGUUAUGUUAAGGUUAUGGUAGUGUACUUGCGCUCCGGCAGCGCGCUGCAGCGCUUGGUGGCGGGGCUGGUGAUAUCGUCGUGGGCGCGCCACACCCUGCAGCACCGGCUCUUCCCGCCGCCCGUGCUCACUAACGGCGUUACUAAUGAGGACGAGAGCAGUCUCCGGAAAGACGAUACAGAGGAGCAGCAAAUGGAGUUAUUGUCCAAACUGGCACCGCCUCUACUCAUCACCACUCUACAUACAUCACUGAACCAAACUUUAUACUACGACGAAGUCGCCUUGAAUUGUAAUAGGAUACUGCAAGAAGCUCGAGAUCUGUUAGCCAUGAUGAAACAUUACAAACUACCCAUAGACAAUGAGGAAUUCAAUAAUAUUAUAAGGCUCGAACAGGUGUCCGCCAUGACAGCGGUGACGCAGCCCCUGGUGGCGGCGAUGAAAGCUAAACGCGUGGCGCCGUCGUUGGAGGAGCGUCGCGCCGCACUACAUUCUGCGGUCGCUAACUGCGCGCUUGAACAAGCCACCUUGAAUGUCUCAGUCCAAGCAGCGUUAAGCAGUGCGGUGGCGCAACUAGCCGCUUUACCGGAACGACUCAACCCAGUAGUCCGGCCUCUGAUGGAGAGCAUCAAGAAGGAGGCUUCGGAGGAGCUGCAGCGAGGCUCGGCGAGGACGUUAGCUGCUCUACUCGCUCAACUCGUCCACCGGCAGCCCUGUCCCAACAACAAAGUUCUGGUCAACCUUAAAGCCUUCCUCAGAUGCGAUCCCGAGUAUACGCCGCGUAUAUCUCUUGAAAACGCUGAGGAAGCGAACGGUGAUUCCGGCAGCGGCGGCGAUAGCGGCACGGAGAGCAAAACUGAAACACUUUCUAGUCACGGACCCACUCUGGAUAAGUUCGACGGCAUCAUAACACUGCGCGAGCAACACCGCAGUGCGGAGCGAGUGGUGCCGCGCCGCGGGCGGCCGCCUGCCGCCCACACUCAGCAGCACAGCCACGGGGAGUUCAGCAUCGACCAACUCUUCCCCAACGAAGACGAGGCACGAAAGUUGUUGAGGAUACAACGGCGAGGUGCGACAAUGGCGUUAACUAGUCUGACGGAGUAUUUUGGGGACAAACUGCCUGAAAAAUUGCCCAAGCUGUGGGAGUUCAUCACUGAACCUUUCGAAAAAGUUAUGACUGAUAGUGAGCUGGAAUCUCUAGAAGAAGAAGCGGCAGAGGAACUAAUAUCUCGACUGCAAGUAGUGGAAGCAGUGGCGGGGGCGGUGGGCAAAGGGCUCUGGCCAAAGCUGCUUAAUGGCGUGCGUGCGUGUGCGGCGCUCGCGCGGGCCAAGUAUACGGCAUUGCGGCACAUGGCGGCGCGCGCUAUGGCGGCUUUGGCUGCGCGGGAGCCGCAUGCGGUUAUGGAUACGCUGGUUCACGAGUUAAUCGAGGCAUUGUCUGAGAUGCGGAACGACCGCGUGCGUUGCGGCGCGGCGGAGUCGCUGGUGCGCGUGGUGGACUGCUUGCAGCUACAACUUGUGCCCUAUAUCGUUCUGCUCGUCGUGCCUCUUUUAGGACGCAUGAGUGACCACAACGAAUCCGUCCGCAUGAUGUCGACGCGAUGUUUCGCGACUCUCAUACAAUUGAUGCCUUUGGACGGAGCGGUGCCCGAGCCCGCCGGCCUCUCCCAGGAGAUGCGGGAGAGGAAGCUGAGGGACAAGCACUUCUUGGAGCAACUCUUCAACCCAAAGUCCAUUAAAGACUACAAGAUCCCCAUACCAGUGUCUGCGGAACUAAGGAGCUACCAGCAGGCGGGUGUGAACUGGCUUCGGUUUCUAAACGAAUACAAACUUCAUGGGGUAUUAUGCGAUGACAUGGGUCUGGGCAAAACGCUGCAAUCCAUCGUGGUAGUGGCAGGCUCGCACCACGAGCGGAAACUGCGAGGCGACCCCGCUAUGCCUUCUCUCGUCGUGUGCCCUCCAACGCUCACUGGUCAUUGGGUAUUUGAAGUGAACAAAUUCAUACCCACCAAAUUCCUCAAACCCCUCCAAUACGUGGGUCCGCCCGCAGAAAGAGAAAGACUGCGCUCUCACGUACACUUCUACAACCUCAUCGUAGCUUCGUACGACAUCGUGCGGAAGGACAUAGACUACUUUAGCAGUAUCAAGUGGAACUACUGCGUGUUGGACGAAGGCCACGUCAUAAAGAACGGGAAGACCAAAGCCUUCAAGGCCAUCAAGCAGAUUGUUGCUAACCAUCGAUUGAUACUCUCGGGGACGCCCAUUCAAAACAACGUCCUGGAGCUGUGGUCGCUGUUCGACUUCCUGAUGCCAGGACUGCUGGGUACCGAGCGGCAGUUCACUGCGCGAUACUCGAGGCCCAUCUUAGCCGCGCGAGACCCGCGCGCUCCGCCUCACCACCUUCAGGCCGGGGCUCUGGCUUGCGAAGCCCUGCAUCGACAGGUGCUUCCAUUUCUCCUGCGUCGCGUGAAAGAGGAUGUAUUACGCGAGUUGCCGCCAAAGAUCACACAGGACUACUACUGCGACCUCAGCCCUCUACAGCGGCGCCUCUACGAGCACUUCUCUCGCGAACACAUGCCGCAGGACCUCGAGUCUUCCCGGACCCAUGUGUUCCAGGCUCUGCAUUAUUUACAAAACGUUUGCAACCAUCCUAAACUGGUGUUAGUACCGGAGCACCCGGAGGCGAUGCGCGUCGCCAAGCAGCUGGCCUCUCAGAGCUCUUCCCUGGACGACAUCGAACACGGCGCCAAACUGCCUGCGCUCAAACAAUUACUACUCGACUGCGGCAUUGGCACAUCGGCAACAGUCGGCGACUCCGCUGCAGUGGUCUCCCAGCACCGAGCGUUAAUCUUCUGUCAGCUCAAGAAGAUGUUGGAUAUAGUAGAGAAGGACCUGUUGCAGAAGCACUUGCCGUCAGUCACGUACUUGCGGCUGGACGGCAGCGUGCCGCCGCAUCAGCGCCACGCGAUAGUGACGCGCUUCAACACCGACGUGUCCAUUGACGUGCUGCUGCUCACCACUGCUGUGGGUGGUCUAGGGCUGAACCUGACGGGCGCAGACACGGUGAUCUUCGUAGAGCACGACUGGAACCCCAUGAAGGAUCUGCAAGCCAUGGACCGCGCGCAUCGCAUCGGACAGAAGCGAGUCGUCAACGUCUACCGUCUCAUCACCAGGGAUACUCUGGAGGAGAAGAUUAUGGGACUACAAAAAUUCAAGCUAAUGACGGCAAACACGGUGAUUAGCAGUGAAAAUGCGGCCAUGGAGACCAUGGGCACAGACCAGCUUCUCGACCUGUUCCAAACGUCAGCCUCGGCCGGACCCUCCACGUCGCACCAGCAACCCCCCAAACCCGCGAUAAGCAACCUCCCAGACUUGUGGGACGAUAAGCAGUACGAGGAGGAAUACGAUAUGAGCACGUUUGUCAAGAGCCUUAAGAAAAUGAAAGCUUAGGUUGAAAUCUAUAGAGUGCACUUUGACUUAGUCAAUAUUAAAACGAGACAACGUUAUAUCGCUGGAUCUAUGCCAUCUCGUUUUAACUGAAACUUAAAUCUGAGUGAUCUUACUUAAGUCAAAUCUUAUAUCUUUCCGACAGGACAGGGAAUCAGCUUAUUACCAACCACAAUUUUUUUUUUGUUAGAAUACAUGUGUUCUAAUUGUGUUCCAUUUUUUUUUAGAAGUAUAAAAUAGUAUAUUGUGUACUUGAUUUAAUUCGGAUUUUGCACUACAUUGUAUUCGAAAUAUUUACAUUAAAAUUCAUGAUAAUUUUCGAAUAUUUUUCUCUCAUUUUGUGCCGAAAAUAUCUUUCCAAGUGUCACAUAUUUGUCAUCCCCGGUAGGUAUAUUACCUAAUGUUUGUAGAUGUACAAUUAUUAAUAUUUUAGUGUGUAAGUGAAAUGGCCAGUGAGGCGAAA
Maniola jurtina (meadow brown) is the source of this 6534-nucleotide messenger RNA. It is a transcript of the gene Hel89B, whose product is annotated as TATA-binding protein-associated factor 172. The transcript is spliced from 35 exons. Lineage: Eukaryota; Metazoa; Arthropoda; Insecta; Lepidoptera; Nymphalidae. The coding region runs from base 513 to 6074 and encodes 1853 amino acids. Gene Ontology annotation, molecular function: DNA binding; ATP binding; TBP-class protein binding. The record is from RefSeq and is a predicted model, not a curated record.